This is a messenger RNA of Microthlaspi erraticum, 309 nucleotides long. Lineage: Eukaryota; Viridiplantae; Streptophyta; Magnoliopsida; Brassicales; Brassicaceae. The record is from the annotation of a GenBank genome assembly.
AUGAGGAAUCCAAGAAGCAUAGAGACUGGUGAUGAGACCAAGGAAACAGAGGAAGAAGCAGCAAGAGGAGACCUGACUGGAGAAGAGUCAAGCAGAGGAUCCGGAGAGACACCAUCUGGGUUUGGUGGACUAAGACUUGAGGGGAUUGUCGGCAUGACAGAAGAUUCCGACGGAGAAGGAGACAUUUCGUUGGAACCUGGAGUAGGAAACAAUGGAGAGAUGUCCGGAGACAUAGACGGAGGAGUCGCUGAGAAACUCCAAGGAGCUUCAGGGAGAAAAGAAGGUGCAGCUGAUAUGGUGGAGAGCUGA